Clonostachys rhizophaga is the source of this 978-nucleotide messenger RNA. Lineage: Eukaryota; Fungi; Ascomycota; Sordariomycetes; Hypocreales; Bionectriaceae. The record is from the annotation of a GenBank genome assembly.
AUGGAUCUUGUGGGGACGACGUCCCCGUUUGUCGUUUUGGAGAGUGAAUCAUUGCGUUACUACCGGCUGGCACUUUCGGCUAUCCGCACCCUGUUGCUGCAUCCAGAAUAUGCGCAGAGUGACGAGAUGUUGGCUGCAUGCAUUCUAUUGUCUACUUAUGAGAUGAUUGAUGUAGUUGGAGAGUCCCUCGGCUCGCAUCUCACCGGUGUUGCGUCCCUUUUGCGAACUCGUCAAGUCCAUGGCAACGUGGCCGGGAUCCGUGGAGCAUGCUACUGGACCUGGUAUCGUCACGAGACCUGGGCAGCUCUCCGCACAGGGCGCCAAAUGUCCAUUGACGAGGCAUACUGGCAACCUGAGUCUAUCGCUAGUUUCAGCCACCUGACCCCGGAGGACGUUGCCAACCGAGUCAUUUUCAUCUUCGGCCAGUGCAUCAACUAUUGCAACGACGAUACCACUGGCAAUCCAAGGGAGGCCAAGGCUGCGGAGCUGGAUCAGGCACUAGACGACUGGAAGGCGAAAUUACCUUCGAGUAUGGCAUGGUUCUCGACUGAGAAACCCGAGGCUGGUCCUAUGGGCUCUAAUCACUUUGAGGCCAUGUGGUUUGUCUUUCCCCACAGUGCCGUGGCGAAUCAAGUAUACAACGCAAGCAAGAUCAUACUCGCGCUGAACCGUCGCGAAGAGACGUCUUCAGCCGCACUGCGCGGCCUGGCCAACUCGGCGUUCCUCUCCACACAACGUCGUAUCGAGUGGCAUCGGCGGCAAAUAUUCUCGACGGCUAAUGCCGGAAUACCUGACGCAUGGAGCCUUGUUUCCUCGCAGUGUUUAUACAUUGCGGGCCUCGUGACGAAAGGCGUGGAGGAGAGGAAAAAGACAUUGGAUCUCAUUGACCAGUGCCAGAGGUCGAGUGGCAGGAAGACAGGGGUGCUCUCGAAUGAUUUAAAAAAUCUCUGGGCCGCUGAAAUGGAAGUUUUUAGUUAA